Messenger RNA from Striga hermonthica, 612 nucleotides. The record is from the annotation of a GenBank genome assembly. NCBI's taxonomy places the organism in Eukaryota, Viridiplantae, Streptophyta, Magnoliopsida, Lamiales, Orobanchaceae.
AUGCAGAACACAGCUCCGCACGUGGUGGGGACGGCGGGUGGGCAAGCGGUGGCGCUAAGGAUAUCCGGCAGUAAGGCCGCCUUUUACAAUUGCAGUUUCUACGGUGGCCAAGACACUCUGUACGAUCACAAGGGCCUUCACUAUUUCAGUAAUUGCUUCAUACAGGGCUCUGUCGACUUUAUCUUCGGCUACGGGACAUCACUUUAUGAGAAUUGCUACUUGAACUCGAUAGCGAAGAAGGUGGCUUCAGUCACGGCUCAAAAGCGCACAAACUCAUCGCUCUCAAGUGGGUUUUCAUUCAAAGAUUGCACCAUAACUGGGUCAGGCUCCAUCUACCUUGGCCGGGCAUGGGCCGAUUAUUCGAGGGUUGUUUUCUCUUACACUUUCAUGGACAAAAUCGUCCUUCCACAAGGAUGGAGCGAUUGGGGCGAUAAAAGUCGCGACCAGAAAGUGUAUUAUGGAGAGUACAAAUGCAGCGGGGCAGGUUCUAACCUCACCGGACGAGUUGCCUGGGCAAGAGCACUGACCGAUGAGGAGGCCAAGCCGUUCAUUGGCACAUAUUUCGUCGAUGGGGACACGUGGAUUAUUCACCCUUCAGCUUAUCAGAUUUAA